AUGUUUUUGUCGCUAAGGUAUAUUUGUAGCGUAUAAACUAUGUCUUUUGUACAUUUUGUACACACACUUCUAAAUGUCCUCACACGCAAGAUCUCCGGCAUUUCUGUUAUUGCUUGAUAAGAAAUAUAACUUAUAAUUAUAAUUUUUAAUAUAUUUAAUAUAAUUUUUAAUAUAAUUAUGAUAUGUUAAAUAUAACUUAUAAUUUUUAGUGCAAGGCUGUAAUAUUAAAGCAACGAAAUACAUUCUUCUGAAUAUGACUAGUGAAUGACGUUGAUACAUGUGCUUAUUUAUAUAGUUAUAUUUUUUCCAGAAAGCUUAUAUUAUACGUGCUUAUUUACAUAGUUAUAUUUCUUUCAGAUUGGGUAACUAAAACGCCAUAAGAUCUAUUAUGUAUAGAGUUAUAUUAGGCAUAAAGUAAAAAAAAAUGUAAUGACUCCGAAAUUAAUAAUUCUUGAAUCUACGUAUUUGCUUGUCUUUAUGAGUACUAUUUGAACAUCCUGAACAAAUAAUAAUUAAUUAAAAAUAAAUAAUUAUUAAGUAAUUAUUAAUUACAUAAUUAUUUAACAUUUAAUUGUUUUCGCUUUCGUGAACGAAAUAUCUUGUAACAAUUAUAUCGAUUGCGCAGUAUCAUUAACGAGAUAUUUCCCUUUAUAAUACUGCUUGUGUAAUGCUAUUGAUGAGUUAUCAUAAAUUAAUAAAUGCAUAAAUAUGUGCAGUGUAAUCGUCAGUAUUAACACUACUGCUGUCUUCCAUACUUUCAAACAUCUUUCUCCUUUUUUGCAACACUUUAUUUAUUAAAGAAGGUUGUAAAAUUAUUUCGAAUAUUAAACUAAAAAUUUCGAAUAUUAAACUAAAUGUUUUAAAACUACGUGUAUUUAAAAAAACAAUUCUGGUCAUAUAAAGGAGAAAUUACAGCAGAAGUAGCGUAAGCAUUUCCCGAUGAGAAAUAAAGUUUUAUUUAACCAUUUUUAUCUUCCUGACGUAAAAAUAAAUUAGUAAAAGUACGUUUCGCACGAUUGUUACGACGACGCAGAAUAGAAAAAUAAUACAGGGAAAAAUCUAAUUUUAAGCAAAAAAGUUAAUUAAGAUUCACAAAAUGUAUAAAAUAUCUACUGCAUUUUUUGUUUUAAAUAUUUUAGACUCGACGAAUAUAUGUGAAUUUUUAUGACUGACCGUAUCAAUGACAUUCAAAACUCAGAAAAUUUUUACUUCUGAGCAUAUUAAAUCACAUUAUUCUGACGUUUUGUUCUGUCUUGAUUAAUUUGAAUUUACUAUGUCCUCACCAACUUCCUUUUGGUUUUUUAUAUUUUCAUGUUUUUUUUUUUUUUUAUUAAAAUAUGUGAAAUAUAUGUUUUUAUAAUCGUUUAUUACUUUACAUUUAAAAAAAUUAUAUUCAUUAAUUUUUCUGUUUUACUUCCAAUAAAUUAAUAGAGUGGAUGAAAAGGCUAACCGUCAAAGAAAUAAAAAGAAUAAUAAUAAUAGAUAGUCCAAGAUGAACAAAGUGGAACAAAUUGUGCCGAAUUACUCGUAUGUCUUCAAUUUCGAAAAAAGCAUCGCAUACCAGGAUAUUCUACCAACAAUAACGGAUCAUUAUCCGACAUGUUUUUACUGCUGUGCCAUUUACAUCGCAUUGAUAUUCAGUGGAAAGCGUUAUAUGUUGAACAGACCAAGGUUCGAACUAAAAGGUGUACUUAUUUUAUGGAAUGCAUUACUUGCAUUGUUUUCCAUUUUUGGAUUUAUUAGGAUGAGAUCGGAAUUGUCUUAUAUAUUACACUAUGGAUUUGAUCAUAGUAUUUGUCUUAACAGUCUCGCACAAGAUCGGAUCAAAAAUUUUUGGUCGUUGAUGUUCAUUCUAUCAAAGCUCGUGGAGUUUGGCGACACAGUGUUCAUCAUACUACGAAAGCAGCCGUUGAUGUUUCUACAUUGGUACCAUCACGUAACAGUUCUUCUUUACGCGUGGUUAUGUUUCAUAGAGGAUACUGCUUACUCCAGAUGGAACGGCACAAUAAACUUUUUCAUUCACUCCUGGAUGUAUUCAUAUUAUACUCUGAAAGCAAUGCGAUUCAAUCCACCGAAAUGGGUAACUAUGACGAUCACCACGCUACAGAUCGUGCAAAUGAUUUGGGGUUGUUUCAUAACUAUUAUAGCUUAUAAUUAUGCAAGAAGCGGUGAAGUUGAAUGUUCUGUUACGCUGCAUAACGCUCAAAUCGGUCUACUGAUAUACUUUAGUUAUUUAAUUCUCUUUGUUAGAUUUUUCAUACAGAGUUACUUGCUCAAGAAACAUGAAAAAAAAGUGAAUAAAAGUGAGAAGAAAAGUGAGAUUGACGAUGGGCUCAAAGUUGACUGA
Molecule: messenger RNA, 2347 nt
Organism: Heterotrigona itama
Lineage: Eukaryota; Metazoa; Arthropoda; Insecta; Hymenoptera; Apidae
Source: the annotation of a GenBank genome assembly